This is a messenger RNA of Pyrenophora tritici-repentis Pt-1C-BFP, 3348 nucleotides long. RefSeq names its product PolB, DNA polymerase elongation subunit (family B). Gene Ontology annotation, molecular function: DNA-directed DNA polymerase activity; nucleotide binding; DNA binding. The record is from RefSeq and is a predicted model, not a curated record. NCBI's taxonomy places the organism in Eukaryota, Fungi, Ascomycota, Dothideomycetes, Pleosporales, Pleosporaceae. Gene Ontology annotation, biological process: nucleotide-excision repair, DNA gap filling; DNA-templated DNA replication; DNA replication proofreading. Gene Ontology annotation, cellular component: delta DNA polymerase complex.
AUGGCGGGUACAGACUCAAAAGCGCCGUCAAAGCGCACCCUCUCCGAAACGUCUGGCAAGCGCAACAACGUGCAACUAUCGCCCCGCUCCUCAAAGAAGUUGAAACUCGAAAAUACCAAUGAGAGGAGCAGAGCGCCAAUCAAGACAGCAAAUGGCUCUUUCAAUUCGAGCCAGCCGGCACCAAGCCAGUUUGAGGAAACGCUGGAGAGGAUGGCAGAAGAUGUCGAGUCAGUGAAGAAGGGCAACAAAGAGAAGGACCAGGAAUGGCACCGGCCUGCGAUACCAGAAGACUUUAGUGAGAUGACACAUAACCUCACAUUUCAGCAGAUAGACGCCGAAGAGGGUGUGCUGAAUGGCGGAAGGGCCACAGUAAAACUGUUUGGUGUGACAGAGAAUGGCCAUUCCGUCCUCCUUCACGUUACAGGCUUCCAGCACUACUUCUACGUUGCCGCUCCCAUCGACUUCCACAAGGAAGACUGCGAAGGUUACAAGCUCUUCCUCGAGGGUGAAUGUCAAAAGAACUUCAACCAACACUCGGCUGUCAUAGCAUCAGUGCAGAUGUGCAUGAGAGAGAACAUCCUGCGAUUUCAGGGCAAUCAGAAGAGCCCCUAUCUCAAGAUCACCGUCUGUGACCCCAAGAUGAUCAACCGUGUGCGGAUGAUGGUACAAAAGGGCAACGCCAACUACAAACGGCUUUGGCCUGCCAGAGAGGACGGAAUCCUUACAUUCGAUAAUAUUGCAUACGUGCUGCGUUUUAUGAUCGAUACAUCGGUCACCGGAAUGUGUUGGGUUGAGGCCCCCGCAUCAAAGUACAGGAUGAUCAACCCCCGCGAGCGACAUUCCAAUUGCCAGUUCGAGGCACAAGUGCAUUACAAAGAUCUCAUUGCCCACUCAUCCGAAGGCGAAUGGGCAAAGCUCGCACCCCUCCGCGUUCUCUCUUUCGAUAUCGAGUGUGCUGGUCGCAAGGGUAUCUUUCCAGAGGCGAACGUCGACCCUGUCAUCCAGAUCGCAAAUGUCGUUACAAGAUACGGUGAACAGAAGCCAUUUGUCAGGAACGUGUUCUGUCUGGACACGGUCAGCCCCAUUGUUUCGACGGAGAUCUUUUCAUAUCAAAGCGAAGGCGAGAUGCUGAUGAAGUGGCGCGACUUCGUGGAGCAGGUCGAUCCGGACGUCAUCAUCGGAUACAACAUCAACAACUUCGAUUUUCCGUAUCUGCUCGACCGGGCGAAGCAUCUCAAGCUACAGAAAUUCCCUUACUGGACCCGUCUCAAGACUGUGCAGUCCAAGGUUGAAAGUUCGCACUUUUCGAGCAAACAGUUGGGAAACCGAGAUACUAAGACGACAAACACCAAUGGUCGUCUGCAACUGGACCUGCUUCAACUCAUCCAGCGAGACCAUCAUCUGCGAAGUUAUACGCUCAACUCAGUGUGCGCUCACUUCCUCAAGGAGCAGAAAGAGGACGUACAUCACAGUAUGAUCACAGAGUUGUUCAACGGCGACUGCAACUCACGGAGGCGUCUGGCUGUAUACUGUUUGAAGGAUGCUUACCUACCUCAGCGACUGCUCGACAAACUGAUGUGUCUGGUCAAUUAUACAGAAAUGGCUCGUGUUACAGGUGUGCCUUUCAACUACAUUCUUUCCCGAGGACAACAAAUCCGCUUCAUCAGUCAACUGUUCCGAAAAGCCCUCGAUCAUCAGCUCAUCAUACCUGAUCUUCCCAACCAAGGCGACAGCAAUGAUCAGUAUGAAGGUGCCACGGUCAUUGAGCCUAAACGUGGUUAUUACAGGGACCCUGUCGCAACUCUGGAUUUCGCCUCCCUGUACCCCAGUAUCAUGCAAGCUCACAACCUUUGUUACACAACUUGGCUCGAUAAGCAGACAGUGGAGAAGCUGAAGAUGAAGAAAGACGAAGACUACAUUGUUACACCACACGGGGACAUGUUCUGUACAGCAAAGACGAGGAAAGGGCUAUUGACAGAAAUUCUGGAAGAAGUGCUGAGCGCACGUAAGAAAGCCAAGAGAGAGCUGGCGACUGAGACCGACCCUUUCAAGAAGGCUGUGCUGAACGGUCGUCAAUUAGCCCUGAAGGUUACUGCAAACUCCGUCUACGGUUUAACAGGCGCUACCAAUGGUAAGCUACCCUGUCUUGCUAUUGCCAGUAGUACCACCAGUUUCGGUCGUCAGAUGAUCGAAAGGACCAAGGCUGAGGUUGAGGCCAAAUACAACAUUGCCAACGGGUACACACAUGACGCGGAGGUCAUCUAUGGUGACACAGAUUCUGUCAUGGUCAAAUUCGGUACCUCAAAUCUUGAAGAAGCUAUGAAAUUGGGUGAGGAGGCUGCCACAUACGUGACGUCCAAGUUCCUCAAGCCCAUUAAGCUGGAGUUUGAAAAGGUCUACUUCCCUUACCUGCUCAUCAACAAGAAGCGAUACGCUGGUCUCUACUGGACAAAUCCCCAUAAGUGGGACAAGAUGGACACCAAGGGUAUUGAGACAGUCCGUCGUGACAAUUGUCGUCUGGUGCAAACGGUCAUCGAAACUUCCUUACGCAUGUUGUUGAUCGAUCAAGACCCAGAGGGUGCACAAGCGUUCGUCAAAGAAACCAUCGCGGAUCUUCUGCAGAACAAGGUCGACAUGUCCAACCUCGUCAUCACCAAAGCCCUCACGAAACAAGAAGACAAGGACGGCAAGGGUGGUUAUGCCAACAAGCAGGCACACGUGGAACUGGCAGAACGCAUGAAAAAGCGUGACGCGGGUUCUGCCCCUGCUCUAGGUGACCGUGUCGCAUAUGUUAUGAUUAGGGCCGCCACCGGUGCAAAGAACUUUGAGAAAUCAGAGGACCCACUCUACGUUCUCGAGAACAACUUGCCCAUUGACACGCGUUACUAUCUCGACAAUCAACUCGCCAAACCAUUGGGCAGAAUUUUCGAGCCCAUUCUAGGCGAAAAGAAGGCGGCCUCGCUCCUUACUGGCGACCACACACGCUCCAUCACCGUUGCCGCACCCACCAUGGGCGGUCUGAUGAAAUUUGCAAAGAAGACAUCGACAUGCAUGGGUUGCAAGAAACCUCUUGUCGCCGCACACGAAAAGGAUGGCGCCGUGUGUGAAAACUGCAGACCUCGUAUCGGAGAGCUAUAUACAAAGACACUGAGCAAGGUGUCCGAGCUGGAGGUCCGCUUCUCUCGACUUUGGACGCAAUGCCAGCGUUGUCAGGGAAGUGUUCACUGCGAGGUCAUCUGUGCUUCGAAGGAUUGCCCAAUCUUCUACAUGCGGAUGAAGGCGAGGAAAGACGUUCAAGAUGCGGGUAAGGAGCUUGUACGCUUCGAUAAAGAUGCUGCACUCUGGUGA